Messenger RNA from Scophthalmus maximus (turbot), 2198 nucleotides. RefSeq names its product UDP-glucuronosyltransferase 2A2. Gene Ontology annotation, molecular function: UDP-glycosyltransferase activity. The record is from RefSeq and is a predicted model, not a curated record. Lineage: Eukaryota; Metazoa; Chordata; Actinopteri; Pleuronectiformes; Scophthalmidae. Bases 273 to 1865 code for a protein of 530 amino acids. The transcript has 6 exons.
UCCAUCUCGCCACAGCUGACAGCUAGAGUCCGGCGCUCUGAAGUCUGUUCUUUACAUUUGAAUAGAUUCCUAUUUCUAAAACUUAUUAUAUUUACAGCCAUUAACCUAUUACCUCUUGACCAUUUACUUAUCCGUUACACAACGAGUCACGCUGCACAAAGAGGAACUAUGCACCAGGGUCCAGCUUUGUGAAGUUAAUAAUUGCUCAUCUUGGAGGACGUUUUAAAAAGGACCGGGGCCACGGCGACUUCUCCUUCUGACAAACAGCCAACAUGGAGCAGAGGCAGCGCCUCUUUGUUUGUGUGCUGCUGGCACUUUGUGCGACACAGAGUGCAAACGGAGGGAACAUUUUGGUGUGGUACACCGAGGGCAGCCACUGGAUUAACAUGAAGCCGGUGCUUGAGACGCUGGUCGACAGGGGACACCAGGUGACGGUCCUGACCCCGGCUGCGUCGCUGUUCAUGAACGCGAGUGCCUCUUCCGGCUUUCGUUACGAACCCUUCGAUGUCUCAGUGUCGCUGGAGGACAUGGAGAAGUUUCUCGAAGACUUCCUUCACUUCUCCAUGUACGAGAUGGAUCAUUUGAGCUACUUGCAGAUUUACAUCAGAUUCAUUAAUAUGAUGAAGAAUGACCUGCAUAACUCUCUGAGGUAUUUGGACGGCGUGCUGAAAUCAGAAACCAUCAUGAAGAAGCUGAAGGAAGGAAACUAUGACGUUCUGCUGGCUGACCCCAUUUACCCCGGCAGUGACUUGACAGCAGAGAUUCUGGGUAUCCCCCUGGUAUUCUCUCUGCGCUUUUCCUUAGCUAAUAACUGGGAGAGAAAGUGUGGUCAGCUGCCCUCUCCACCUUCCUUUGUCCCAAGCGCUAUGAGCAAACUGACGGACAAGAUGGACUUCUCAGAGAGAGUGUGGAACUUUGUCUUCUAUUUCUUGCACGACAUUCUUCUAAAUAGCAUUUAUUGGCAUGAUGUAGAUCAAUAUUACUCCGAAGUCAAAGGGACGCCCACCAGUGCCUGUGAGACGAUGGGCAGGGCAGACAUCUGGUUGAUGCGAACCUACUGGGAUUUUGACUUCCCACGUCCUUUCCUCCCCAAUUUCAAAUAUGUUGGUGGAAUGCACUGCAGACCGGCUAAACCUUUGCCAGAGGAUAUGGAAGAAGUGGUGCAGAGUUCAGGAGACGCCGGCAUCGUGGUCUUCACCUUGGGAUCCAUGAUCAAGAACAUCACCAGAGAGAAGGGAAACAUGAUCGCCUCUGCCCUCGCUCAGAUCCCACAAAAGGUGCUGUGGAGAUACAGUGGAGAAAAACCUGAGACUCUUGGUGCCAACACCAGAUUAUAUAACUGGAUCCCUCAGAAUGACCUGCUGGGUCAUCCCAAGACCAGAGCCUUCAUCACCCAUGGCGGCACAAAUGGGAUUUAUGAGGCUAUCUACCACGGCGUUCCCAUGGUGGGCAUCCCCAUGUUCGCUGACCAGCCAGGAAACAUGGUCCAUAUGAAGGCUAAGGGAGCUGCCGUCACCGUGGACUUAAACUUCAUGACGACUGAGGACCUCAGAGACGCAAUCAAUACUGUUAUCAACGAGAAAUCGUACAAGGAGAGUGCCAUGCGUCUGUCCAGUAUGCACCAUGACAGACCCAUGAGUGCUUUGGACGAGGCAAUAUUCUGGAUCGAGUUCACCAUGAGAAACAACGGGGCCAAGCACUUGCGGGUCCAGGCCCAUGAGCUCACCUGGUACCAGUACCACAGUCUGGAUGUCCUGGCCUUCCUCCUCACCGUCGUUCUGCUCAUCACACUUCUCUGCGUCAAGGCCUGCAGUCUCUGCCUACGGAGGUGUUGCGGCUGGAAAGGAAAGACAAAGACUGAAUGACGGACUUAACCGAAUUGUAGUCAGUGGUUCACUGGUUGUCCUGUUUGGUCUAAAGCAUGUAGUGUACACACAACGUCUUGGACAUGUUUGUGGUCAGGGACCAUUAAUCCUCAACCUUAGAAACCACGUAUAAGGGCAGAAGAACUAAUGUAAGAACGUAAUGGGGGAAAAAGUGGGUUCACAGCAUCCAAUAUUCUGGUGAAACCCUUGCUUGAAUGAUCAUUUGUGGCUUAAGAGGAUCAAGGAUUUUGUUGUUUGCUUCACUUGUUUUAUGAUAAACGUGGAAGAAAAAAAAAAAAACCUCUUAAUCCUCAACAUGACGAGUCAAACACA